This is a messenger RNA of Phycodurus eques (leafy seadragon), 6154 nucleotides long. RefSeq names its product activity-dependent neuroprotector homeobox b (gene adnpb). The record is from RefSeq and is a predicted model, not a curated record. Gene Ontology annotation, biological process: regulation of gene expression. NCBI's taxonomy places the organism in Eukaryota, Metazoa, Chordata, Actinopteri, Syngnathiformes, Syngnathidae. Gene Ontology annotation, molecular function: DNA binding. Bases 401 to 3490 code for a protein of 1029 amino acids. The transcript is spliced from 4 exons. Gene Ontology annotation, cellular component: nucleus.
CUUUCUCGGCUGGAUGUGUAUUGUCUGUCAGGAGAAGAAUGGGGCAAAAGAGCUUCUCGGUAUUAACAUAGACACGCAUUCCCGAGCUUUAGAGACAGGAGGAGAGCUUUCCUUUUUGGGUUCUUCAACAUGUGUUCGCCCUCGCCGAGCUUUCAUUCGUCACAUGAGACUCGGAGCGUGUGUGUUCCUGUUUGCUGAGCAAAGGAAGGAGGGAGACCAACGGCGGAGUGACUGACUGCCUCUACGCUCUCCGACUUCGGAACAUCAACUCACCUGUACGGAUAUCGCCGAACGAGCGGGGGGAAUAGUGGAAGUGUCGGUCCAUCGCUUCGGCCGUCGCCGCCGGGGUGACGCUCUCCUCUCUAAACGCCAAGCGCGGAUGUAAGAGCAGGCCACCAGAAUGUUCCAGCUCCCUGUCAACAACCUGGGCAGUCUGCGCAAAGCUCGGAAAAAUGUCAAGAAGGCCCUGGGAGACAUUGGCUUGGAGUACUGCAGAGAUCACUUAGAGGACUUUAAAGCUUAUACACCUCCAGAGGUGUAUAUAAAGCACACUUCUUGGGAAGAUGUGUGCAUGUGGGAGCCAUCGCAUACCAAAGUCCAAGACUACAGAUCCAAACCUUUCUGCUGCUCCGGCUGUCUCUUCUCAUCCAAAUACUUCUCAGCAUACAAGAGCCACUUCCGCAAUGUCCACAGCGAAGACUUUGAGAACAACAUCCUGCUUAACUGCCCCUACUGCACGUACAACGGGAACAAAAAGAGCCUGGAGACGCACAUCAGACUUUUCCACAUGCCCAGCAACACCGUGCGCCAGGGUCCUGUUGCCAUGGUGGGCGGUGCCAGUGGUCUCAUGAUGAAGGACAGCCUCCUAAAGAGGCCAGGGGACAGCGUGGAACAGGCCGUGUACUACUGUAAGAAGUGCACCUACCGGGACCCUUUGUACAAUGUAGUGCGGAAGCACAUCUACAGGGAACACUUCCAGCAGGUGGCUCAGCCUUACAUUGCAAAACCAGGAGAGAAGACAAACACUCCAAAUGGUGGCCCCAUCGCAAAGCGGGAGGGUAACAAUGCAAACAGCACCACAAGUCAUCAGAUCCAUUGCAAGAAGUGUCUGUUUGUCCCAAGGACCUAUGAGGCACUUGUUCAACAUGUCAUCGAGGACCACGAGAGGAUUGGCUACCAAGUGACUGCCAUGAUUGGCCACACCAGCGUAAUUGUCCCCCGGCCUAAGCCCAUCCUACUGAUGCCCCCGAAAACUCAUGGAGACAAGACCAUCAUCGGGAUGGGUCCGAAAGGGGUGGUCAUGGCCACCACCAGGCCUUCGGUUUCGCAGCAGAUGGCUCGAGUUGCCACCACAUCAAAGCCAAGCUUCGCUUCUCAGACUCUCCUCACUGGGAUUAAACAUGAGUCAGCGGGUUUAAAGUCAGGGACCAACCAGCCCUUCUCUUUUGCAGGCCAACAGAUGAAGGGCACCCUAUCAGGGAACGCCCAGGUUUCUCCACAGCUGCACUCAGCAAAACAUCACUUUACUGGAGGCAGCCUGCGGAGCCCUGUGGUGGUCAGCGCUGCAUCCUGCCUCAAGUCAAACCCCCUGGGCUCUCGGGUCCAGGCGGCAGCCACCACCUUUGCAUCAGUCACAGCCAAGAAAAGCGGCUCCUCGGUCCUGAACACGUCCUACACCCAGAAGUGGAAAAUCUGCACCAUUUGCAACGAGCUCUUCCCAGAAAACGUCUACAGUUCUCACUUUGAGAAAGAACAUAAAGCCGAGAAGGUGCCCGCCGUGGCCAACUACAUCAUGAAGAUUCACAACUUCACCAGCAAGUGUCUCUACUGCAACCGCUAUCUCCCCAGCGACACCUUGUUAAACCACAUGCUCAUACACGGCCUGUCGUGCCCACACUGCCGCGCCACCUUCAAUGACGUGGAGAAGAUGGUGGCUCACAUGCGUCUGUCUCACCCUGACGAGCCAGUGGGGCCUCGCACUGACUCUCCCCUGACUUUCGACCUCACCCUGCAGCAGGGCAACCCAAAGAACAUUCAGUUGAUUGUGACUACCUACAACAUGAAAGAUGCCCCAGAGGAGUCUGUGGCCUUUCAUUCCCAAAACAACACCCCCGUGUCGCCCUCCCUAUCCGCCACGCUGCUGUCGGCCAAGAGGUUAUUGUCUCAGCACUCGCCUAAACCACUCUCGACGGCACCUGAGAGUGCGCCUGUCAAGAAUGUCCCACAAACGUCUGUACCAUACAAAAGGGACGUGGGGAAGACUCUGUGUCCGCUUUGUUUUUCUAUCCUCAAGGGUCCAAUCUCAGACUCGUUGGCCCACCACUUGAGAGACAAGCACCAAGUUAUUCAGACAGUCCACCCGGUAGAGAAGAAACUGACUUACAAGUGUAUUCACUGUCUGGGUGUGUACACCAGUAACAUGACCGCCUCCACCAUCACCCUACACUUGGUGCACUGUCGAGGCGUAGGCAAGUCCCACAACGGGCAGGAUAAGUCUGCUCACACCUCCCGAAUCAGUCAGGGGCAGGGGGGCCCCAUGAAACGGACCGCCUUAGAUAGCGCCGAUACUAGUGCGCCAAAGAGGAAGAGGCGGGGACCUCCUGGGGAGAGAGCACACCCGAGAGAUAUAAACGGUCCAUUUGAAGAAAACCCAGAUGAGCCUGUUGCCCUUGUGCUAGACCCCAAAGGACUUGAAAAUGAGUCGUAUGAAUCUAGGAAGGCGUUUCUCACUCACUACUUCAAUCGAGCACCAUAUGCCACGCAGCGAGAAGUGGAGAAGCUGGCGGCCGGUCUGUGGCUGUGGAAGUCCGACAUCUCCAGCCACUUUGUCAACACACGCAGGAAAUGCACAGAGGAAUGUGAAAGCCACAACCCCAGCGUCCUACUUGGAUUUAGUAUGCACGAGGUCUGCAAAGUGAGCCAUGGCCUGGCGUUGGACAGGGAUGGCGACGCGUGCCAGAGCCAACCGGGCCGAAGGCGUACUUCUAGGACACGCUUAGGCCUGUCAGAACAAGCUCGCCAGAGGCGCAAGGAGUCCAUCGCUGCAAAUAGCGGCGUCAUGAUCUUCAAGGGUUUUAACCCCAACCUGAACACUACCAGAGACCCAACCGAGACAAUCAACAGCGCCCCACUUCAGAAAACACCCGUAGACCCUUCCGAGCCCAUCGCCAUUGACUCCGACAGCGAAGAGGAAGUCCAGCGGGAGUCAUCUCGAGUGCUGUGUAAACCUUCAGGAUCUGAGGGAAAAACAUUACUCAAGGAGGGGGUCAAGGUCACAUCCGGCCUACAAGACGUGUUCGAGGACGACGACGAGGAUGAUGAUGACGAUGACGACGAUGAUGAGGAUGAAGGCGUGCAUCUGGAGAAUGGCUUCGGGCCCACAGAGGCGGCCAAAGCAAGGGAUGCACUGCCCAUCAUUAUUCCCAAAUUCGUUCCCUCGUCUGCCAGGCGGGGUGGCGAUGGUGCACAGCUGGGUAAGCAGCAGGUCUGACUACUUACAUGACGUUGGACAAUUUUAUCGGACCUGCAGCCCCACACCAACAAAUCUGCCUCACCUAGACCCAAGGAACACACGAAGUAACUCCAAACAAGCCAUCCAAUGACAUUUCAAUUGACUUGAGGGGACUGGACAGUGUGGAAGGUUCAGAGUACACCGUGAGGUUUUAGCAAACUAGGAGAAGUAUUUUGGCUUACACCAAACAAAAGGCAUUAGUGUCUAUCUAGCCACUGGAUUUGUAAACAUGACCAGAUAAUCCAACUUUUUUUUUUUCUUUUUUACCCAAGUAGUUUUUCCAAAAAGUUGUAAAUUUGUACAGUCUUUUCGACAUGUUUGGCCAGAUGUCGCCGAACAUCACCUCUUGAAUAUUUGCUAUGUCUAAAGUAGACAUCUGUAUGCUUCAUGAUAGAUGUUGCUCUGGUGGCUGGUCUUUUCUUGUUAACUUUAUUUUUUAACUAAAAGUAUUUUUUUCUUUUGCAAAAUAAGAUAUGAAUAAAUAAUUAUGUUAAAUUGGUCAAUUUAUUUCUUUUGCACAGAGCUGCUCUCUUUUUAACAGAUUGUCUUGAUGACAGUAUUUUUGCAGUUUGUGCUUAUUAGCCAUGACUGCAGUCUACUUGCUGUUUUUAGCGUAACCUAUUAUCUGCGCCCCUCCCCCAGACACACGCACAUAACUGAUGACUGGAUGGUAACUAUCACAUUGUUAAAAUAUAUAUCUAUCUCAUGUUUCUUUCAUUCAUGUUUCUUUUCCACAAGUUUAUUUUCCACUUGCGCAUUCAUCAAUAAAGUGCUGUGAAUCUUUCCCACAAUAAUGGUGGCCAAACUAGCUUGAUUUAAUUUAAAAUGAAAUUCAACCAUGUCAAUUGGGGGUCCUUGAUACACUGUCAUGAAAAAGGUAUUGACCACCUUCUCAAAUUUUUGCAUAGUUUCCCCACUUUGUUUAAGAUCAUCAAACAAAUGUAAAUAUCAGACAAAUACAACUCAAGUGAACUUAAAAUGCUGUAUUUAAAUGGUGAUUUUAUUUAUUAAAGAAAAAAAGUAUUCAAAGUUACCUGGCCCUGUGUGGAAAAACUAAUUGUUUGAAUUCAGCAAUGGGGGGUUUUCGAGCAUGAACUGGCUUUUGAUGGUCAUGUCACUGCAUUUUAAUCUGAUUCAAGUCUGGACUUUGACGAGGCCAGUCCAAAACCUUUGUUUUUUUUAAUGCCAUUCAGAAGUUGAAGUGUGUUUUGGAUCGUUAUCCUGGUGCAGAACCAAAGUACAUUUUCCUUCAAUAUCUUCUGAUAAAGUGGAGAAUUCAUGGUUCUAUCAAUCAGUACAGGUACUCCAGGUCCUGAAGGAGAAAUCAGCCUAAGACCAUCACACUACCACCACCAUGUUUGACUGUUGGUAUGAUGUUCUUUUUCUGAAAUGCUGUGUGACAUUUACACCAGAUGUAAUGAGAUGCCCCCCAAAAAGCUAAACUUUCAUGUCAUCAGUCCAUAAUAUUCUCCCAAAAGUCAGUCCCAAAGCAAAUCAGAUGUUUUUUUGUAAAGCUAAGACGAGCCUUUGUUCUUUUUGGUCAGCAGUGUUUUUUGCCUUGGAAUUCUUCCAUGGAUCCCAUUUUUGCCUAGUCUCUUCCUUAUUGCUGUGUCAUGAACACUGAGCUUAACUGAAGCGAGGGAGGCCUGCAGUUCUUAAGAUGUUAUCCUGACUUCUUUUGUGGCCUCCUGCAUGAGUCAUUGCUGUUCUCUUAUAAAUAAUCUUUGUAGGCCGGCCACUCCUGGGCAGGUCAAACACUGUUCUGUGUUUUCUCCAUGUGAGGAUAAUGCUCUCCCUAUGGUUUGCUGGAAUCUUAAAGCUUUAGAAAUGGCUUUUGCAACCCUUUCCAGACCGAUAGAUAUCAAUUACUUUAUUUCCCGACUCUUCUGGAAUUUCUUUGGUUCGUGUCAUUUUGUUGCAGCUUUUUUAGAUCUUUUCUCUGACUUGAUUUUGUCAGGACAGAUUCUGUUUUUAAGUGAUUUCUUGAUUGAACAGGUCUGGAGGUAAUCGGGCUUGAGUGUGAUCAGUGAAAAUUUACCACAAAUUGUGAUUAGCCACAAUUAAUUACAGAUUAACAAGGGGGAUAAUUACUUUUUCCACACAGGGCCAGGUAACUGAAUUUGUUUUCCUUAAUAAAUGAAGUCACCAUUUAAAAAGAGCAUUUUAAACUAACUUGGGUUAUAUUUGUCUGUUUAUGUUUUUUUUAUGAUCUUAAACAAAGUGGGGGAAACUGCUAAAAUAUAAGAAUUUGAGAAGGAGGCCAAUACCUUUUCACGGCACUGUGGAUGAGUAGAUUUUUAUGAAUAGCAAGAACCUACAAACAUUUCUUGAACACGUCCAUCAAACAUAACACUAUCACAUUAUCUUAAUCUUUUGUGAUGUCACACGAUCAUACAAGUCUUUGAAAAUGGUUUCCAAAUUUGACUGCUUUCUGUUCCGGGACUGUCCAAAUUGGUUAACAUUGUAACCAAAUAGUCAAAUCUGAGCAACCCCACACGAGGAAGAAAAAUAUGCAAAUGUAUGCAAUGCAUACUGGUCUCUGUGUGUGGUGUACUGCACCAACAAUGCACUACAUGCAGAGGCGGUCCUGGACAGAAUGGUGUCCUGUACGACGGCCAGCAAAUGCGCCCUUUUGCCAGUUGU